This is a messenger RNA of Camellia sinensis, 1248 nucleotides long. Its product is annotated as serine/arginine-rich splicing factor RS40. The record is from RefSeq and is a predicted model, not a curated record. Gene Ontology annotation, molecular function: RNA binding. NCBI's taxonomy places the organism in Eukaryota, Viridiplantae, Streptophyta, Magnoliopsida, Ericales, Theaceae.
GUAUCUAUAGAUGUGAUUGUUCUUGGUGGAUCGCACAACUCUAUUUCAGUAUUUCAUCAGAUCUGAUUUUUUUUUUUUUUCUUUUCUUACGGCUUCGGAUUUACUACGAUCAAAGAUUCUCGGAUCGUCUGAUCGGGAAGCUUCAACCAGAGAGUCAAUAAAGAUUUUCUCAAUUCGAGCUUGAGGAAUAUGAGGGCGAUAUUUUGUGGCAACCUAGAGUAUGAUGCUCGCCAGUCAGAUGUUGAGCGACUUUUCAAAAGAUAUGGGAGAGUUGAUAGGGUGGAUAUGAAAUCUGGAUUUGCUUUUGUCUACAUGGAAGAUGAGCGAGAUGCUGAGGAUGCAAUUCGAAGACUGGACAGGAUUGAAUUUGGUAGAAAGGGCCACCGGCUUCGUAUUGAGUGGACUAAGCAAGAACGUGAUAUUAGAAGGCCUGGAAGCUCUAGAAGGCCUUCAGCUAAUACAAGACCCUCAAAAACAUUGUUCGUCAUUAAUUUUGACACGAUCCAUACUAGGACAAGGGACCUGGAGAAGCACUUUGAACCAUAUGGAAAAGUAUUAAAUGUGAGGAUCAGAAGGAAUUUUGCCUUCAUUCAUUACGAAACACAAGAAGAUGCUACCAGAGCAUUGGAUGCAACAAACUUGAGCAAGCUCAUGGACCGAGUUAUUUCAGUGGAAUAUGCAGUUCGAGACGAUGAUGACAGAAGAAAUGGAAACAGCCCAGAUAGGAGAGGGCGUGACAUGUCUCCACAGAGAAGAAGUUAUGAUCGGGGUGGGCGCUCUCCCAGUCCAUAUCAUAGAGAUAGGGGUAGCCCUGACUAUGGACAUGGAUCCAGACCCAAUGCCAGACCUGAACAGAGGGGAAGUACCCCUUAUGAUGGGGGAGAUAGCCCAGUCAAUGCGAGAGAUCUCAGUCGUUCACCUCCUCCAAGAGAAAGGUCUCGAUCCUGAGGAGUAGAAAGAGACUUCCAAGCAAUCGGUUUGUAAAACCUUUGUUUCUUCUUAUUUUCAACCUGUUUCUGUUUCUUCCAUGAACCUUGUUAGUAAACCGCGUAUUUGUAAUUUCGCUUAGCAAAGUCCAACGUUCUUGUGAUUUGUCUCUUGUUAGUGUUCUGUAACUGAGUCAGUUUUAUUAUUACGGAGUUCAAAGUGUGUAACUUCAAGUGCUGGUUAAGCCCUUGAUUUUGAACUGUGAAUGAAUGUUGCUGACUGAGUUGGAAUUCCUAAAAGUUUAAAACAUCAUUUAUUCCA